CAGUAGUUGCCAGGAUAUAUUAUUGUAGUGUUUAUUUUUCUUCUAUUGUAAAUACGAGUAUAUUAUUUUCAAUAAAAUGUUAGAAGAGGUUAAACACGUUAUAUUAGUCCUGUCUGGAAAAGGUGGAGUAGGAAAAUCAACAGUGAGCACACAGUUAGCUUUAACUCUUAAAGAAAAAGGGUUUAAGGUUGGGUUACUUGAUAUUGAUUUAUGUGGGCCGAGUGUUCCAUAUCUGCUGAAUUUAGAAGAUCAAAACAUUCAUCAAGGCUCAGGGCAUUGGAUUCCGGUGUAUUUAGACAAUGAGAAAAGGUUAGCUGUUAUGUCUAUUGGUUUUCUUCUGAAGUCUCGUAAUGAUGCGGUAGUGUGGAGAGGACCUAAGAAAACAUCUAUGAUUAAACAGUUUUUGGAAGAUGUUUAUUGGCAGGAUUUGGAUUAUCUCAUAAUCGAUACUCCUCCAGGGACAUCCGAUGAACACAUCACAGUGAUGGAAAAUCUUCGUAAUGUGCCUCAAUGCUCAGCAAUAAUUGUGACAACUCCGCAACAAGUCGCUAUUGAGGAUGUCCGUAAGGAAAUAACAUUCUGUCGGAAAACUGGUAUACCAAUAAUGGGCCUUAUUGAAAAUAUGAGUGGAUAUGAAUGUCCGACAUGCAGUGAAUGUACAAAUAUAUUUUCAACGGGAGGAGGGAAAUCCCUAGCAGAGAUAUCAAAGAUAAAAUUCCUGGGAAGUAUACCCAUAGACCCAAGAAUCGGGGCAUUGGCUGGCAAAGGUGUUGCCGCUGUGAAGGAGUUACCAGAUUGUACUACAAGCAAAGUUUUUAAUGACUUAAUAAAUCAUUUACCUCAUACAACUGCUAAUGGUUCAUAAGGUGAAAUAAUUUCAACUGAGAACAGGAACUGAAUGUAAUCAAUUAGUUAUUAGGAUAAUUAGAUAUUUAAAAUUUUUAUUGUAAUAUAUUAUCUGUGAAAAAUUAAAUGCUAUAAAUAUAUUUUUGUUAUACAUCGAAGUUAAAACCAUAAAGAGUAUAUUAUUGUUUUAAGAUAGUUAUUUCUACCAUAUGUAACUAGUUGUCGCCAGCGGUUUCGCUCGUGUUUUAGGGGUUGGUCAUCAGCUUGGCAUGAAAAGCAUGGUCUAUGUUCUUCCUUGGAGUUCAAGCUUGCUUCAUACCUAAUUUCAACAGAUUCAGUUCAGUGGUCUCACCUUAAAAACAACGGACAAACAGUCACUUUCAUAACAUCUUAGUUUCCUAAGUCGGUCGCGCAUUUGCGAUAAAAGUAAUGGUUAAUAUUUCUUAAAGCGCCAAUUUCUAUAGGCAGUAGUGAGAACUAUAAUCGGGUGGUACAAAUAACAAACCACUACUAACACCACAAAAGAAAAAAAACAUUUAAUUUUAUCACAUUUAUUCAAAUUAAAACACAACAUUAAUAUAGAUUAUGAUUACAAAAAUACA
This is a messenger RNA of Vanessa atalanta (red admiral), 1448 nucleotides long. RefSeq names its product cytosolic Fe-S cluster assembly factor NUBP2 homolog (gene Nubp2). The transcript is spliced from 4 exons. Gene Ontology annotation, cellular component: cytosol. Gene Ontology annotation, biological process: iron-sulfur cluster assembly. Lineage: Eukaryota; Metazoa; Arthropoda; Insecta; Lepidoptera; Nymphalidae. The record is from RefSeq and is a predicted model, not a curated record. Gene Ontology annotation, molecular function: 4 iron, 4 sulfur cluster binding; ATP binding; ATP-dependent FeS chaperone activity. The coding region runs from base 77 to 865 and encodes 262 amino acids.